GGUACCUAUUAUCGGAACAGGUUCUGUACAAUCUGUGUGACUAGUUUGUAGAGUGAUUUUGUUGUGGCUUGGACGAAAAAAAAGUAAUACAUAUAGCGAUCGUGUUAAAUUAAUCUUAAUAUAAGUCAUAUUUUUAUAAAAAAUGCUCGCCCUGCGAGAGUAUGCGAGUAGCGAUGAUAAUAGCGACCCCGAAGACGAUUCCAGUGUUCUUGUCGCGGAUACUGAAGUUGAUGUUCCUAACCUUUCGACGGUUUCGACAGACGAAGAUGCACAUUUAAAGCCCUUACCAGGAGGCAAGUCUAUAUCUUCGCUCGCCUUACAAGUCAGACUCGCACCAGAAGUCAUUCCGACCGGUACAGAAUUGUGCGUGCGCCAUGUAGAUUCGACGUUGAAAGAAGUGAUGCAUAAUCCCAAAUUUGAAGAACUAUUUGCGCCUGACGUAGGACCGGACAAUCCAUUCAAAACACAGCAGCAACGAGCAACAAAGAAUAUGCUCUCUGGUUAUGUUGAAAGAGCACACAUUAGCGAAUUCCAAUUCGAAAAUCAACGUAGAACUUUUACUAGUUAUGGUUAUGCUCUGGACCCAACAGUGGAUGGUAGUGCCGAGGAAGGGAAAACACUAAUUGGUGCAACUGAGGCUGCUGAGGAAAGUGGAGCAAAGACAGUAUUUGAAACAACAGAGUUAAGGCCUGCUGAUAAGAGAAAACGAAAUAGAAAUAAUGAUCCUGCGGAUAUAGAAGGAUUUCUUGGUCCGUGGGGAGGAUAUGUGGAUGAACGCAGGGUAAUGAAGCCAUCGGAUGAAGAAGCUGCUGAACUUGAGGAAAUUCUAGCCAAAAGAAACAAGAGAGGCAAACAAACUGAAGACAAACCUCUUGAAGAAAAGACUGUACUGCAUAUUAAAGACAGUGUGGAUUAUCAAGGGCGUUCCUUCUUGCACGCACCUCAAGAUGUGGGGGUUAAUUUGCGAUCAGAAUCUCCACCCGAAAGGUGCUUCUUGCCAAAAUCUCAGAUUCACACAUGGGAGGGUCACACCAAGGGUAUCUCACAAAUUCGGUGGUUCCCCCGAACUGCUCAUUUACUUCUCUCGUGUAGUAUGGAUUGUAGAGUCAAGUUGUGGGAAGUAUACAAAGAUAGAAGGUGUGUGCGUACAUACUAUGGGCAUCGGCAGGCUGUUCGAGAUGUAAGUUUUGAUAAUGAUGGAAAACGAUUCUUAUCUGCUGGCUAUGAUCGCUAUGUCAAACUCUGGGACACUGAAACUGGUGCCUGCAUCAGUCGAUUCACUAGUAGGAAAAUUCCAUACUGUGCUAAAUUCAACCCUGACCCUGAUAAGCAGCAUCUGUUUGUAGCUGGUACAAGCGAUAAAAAAAUUAUAUGUUGGGAUAUCAGGUCCGGGGAGAUUACGCAGGAGUAUGACAGGCACUUGGGUGCUGUAAAUACGAUUACGUUCGUGGAUGAAAACAGAAGAUUCGUCACGACUUCAGAUGACAAAAGUCUCCGGGUAUGGGAAUGGGAUAUCCCUGUGGAUAUGAAGUACAUAGCCGAUCCAACGAUGCAUUCUAUGCCAGCUGUAACUCCUUCCCCUAAUCAGAAGUGGCUCGCCUGCCAGAGCAUGGACAAUAAAAUCGUCAUCUUCUCUGCUCUUAAUAGAUUCAAAAUGAACCGCAAGAAAACCUUCACUGGGCAUAUGGUUGCUGGAUAUGCUUGUGGACUCGAUUUUUCCCCUGACAUGAGCUACCUGGUAUCUGGUGAUGCGGAUGGCAAAUGUUAUGUAUGGGAUUGGAAAACAACAAAACUUUACAAAAAAUGGAAAGCUCACGAAGGAGUCUGCAUUUCCACUCUUUGGCACCCACACGAACCAUCUCGCCUUGCGACGGCUGGUUGGGAUGGCAAAAUUAAGUAUUGGGAUUAAACGUACUGCAUUGUGCGAAACUUUGUAUAUAAUUAUGUAACUAAAAAUUACUAUGUAAAUAAUUGAAGUAACUCCCUUCGUUUUGAUAUCUGUUACUCAGAUUACUUAUUCAGUUUUUUACAAAUAAAUACAUGUCUAUGUUGGGCAUGAGAUUUGACCGCA
Molecule: messenger RNA, 2071 nt
Organism: Athalia rosae (coleseed sawfly)
Lineage: Eukaryota; Metazoa; Arthropoda; Insecta; Hymenoptera; Athaliidae
Product: pre-mRNA-processing factor 17
Exons: 8
Coding region: 143-1909 (588 amino acids)
Biological process (GO): mRNA splicing, via spliceosome
Cellular component (GO): catalytic step 2 spliceosome
Molecular function (GO): protein binding; mRNA binding
Source: RefSeq, a predicted model, not a curated record